AUGGUUUUCGCUUUAACCCGUCGUCUUGCCGUCUCCGGUGCUGCUAAGAGAGUCGUUGCCGCUCCAUCUUUUGCCGUUAGAUCCUACAGUGAAGGACAUGUUGCCCCAGGUUCCAAGGCCUUCAGCGAAAAGGAAAAGGCCCAAGAAGACAUGUACAUCAAGGAACAUGAAAGAGAACAAUUGAAGAAAUUGAAAGACAGCUUGGCCAAGAUCAAGGAACAAACCGCCACUUUGGAAAGUGAAAUCAGCAAAAUUGAAAAGAACUAA
Messenger RNA from Saccharomycopsis crataegensis, 267 nucleotides. RefSeq lists its product as uncharacterized. The record is from RefSeq and is a predicted model, not a curated record. Gene Ontology annotation, cellular component: mitochondrion. NCBI's taxonomy places the organism in Eukaryota, Fungi, Ascomycota, Saccharomycetes, Ascoideales, Saccharomycopsidaceae. Gene Ontology annotation, biological process: negative regulation of ATP-dependent activity. The coding region runs from base 1 to 267 and encodes 88 amino acids. Gene Ontology annotation, molecular function: ATPase inhibitor activity. The transcript has a single exon.